AUGAAUGGGUCCUCGAAACAAAAUUCUAGGAUUGAUGUGUGCUACAAGUGUCACAAAAGAGGCCACUUUGCUAAGCAAUGCCCAAAUAGAAAUUUGGAAACUGAAAGAGAGAAUGAAGAGGAAGAUUCGAGAGAAGAAAAUUCUGGGAUUGAUGUGUGCUACAAGUGUCACAAAAGAGGCCACUUUGCUAAGCAAUGCCCAAAUAGAAAUUUGGCAAUUGAAAGAGAGAAUGAAGAGGAAGAUUCGAGAGAAGAACAACCCUAUAUCCCCGAGGAAGUAGCAAGUGAGGAUGAGUUAUCAAUUAAGGAAGAUGAAAAUGCUAAUGUUAAUGUCAUAAGAUGCAUCAUGGUGACCCCUCAAGAACAAGAGGAUUGGCAUCACACUUCUAUUUUCCAUACUUACAUUAAGUGUGGGAAUAAAAGUUACAAAAUGAUCAUUGAUGAAGGGAAUUGCAUAAAUGUAUUUUCAAAAUCAGCUUCAGAAAAAUUCAAUUUGAAAGUUGAACCCCAUCCCCAUCCUUACAAAGUUGCUUGGGUAAAUGCAACAACAAUGCCCGUCAACCAUAGGUGCUUAGUCCCCAUUAAAAUUAUAGACUAUGAAGAUGAAAUUUGGUGUGAUAUCCUUCCUAUGGAUGUUGCCCAUAUUCUUUUAGGAAGACCUUGGCUUUAUGAUCUUGAUGUUUCACACAAUGGUCAUGCUAGCACCUAUACCUUUAGGUGUAAUGGGAAAAAUAUUGUCUUGAGUCCCCUUGAGCCUAAAAAGGACAAACAAGACAAGAAAAAGAAAGACUUGAAAGGAAAAGAAAAGGUUGGAAAUUCUUUGCAUAUUUUAAGAAAAAAACAAUUUGAGCAAGAAAGCAAAGGAACACAAGUAGUCUAUGUCGUGGUGACCAAAGAGAAUGACUCUUCUAUUCCUGAACAUGAAACACCACCUGAGGUGUCACCCAUACUUUCUGAGUUUGAGGAUGUUAUUUUUGAACCUCCAAAUGAAUUGCCUCCCAUGAGAUACAUUCAACAUGUCAUAUACCUUGCUCUAGGAUCAUCUUUACCCAAGUUGCCUCCUUAUAGGAUGAAUCCUAAAGAACAUGAGCAAUUGAGAAGGCAAGUUGAUGAGCUGAGAAGUAAGGGUUUUAUUCAAAAGAGUAUGAACCCACGUGCAUGUGCCACCCUUCUUACUCCUAAGAAGGAUGGAACAUAG
Messenger RNA from Malania oleifera, 1197 nucleotides. RefSeq lists its product as uncharacterized. The record is from RefSeq and is a predicted model, not a curated record. Bases 1 to 1197 code for a protein of 398 amino acids. The transcript has a single exon. Lineage: Eukaryota; Viridiplantae; Streptophyta; Magnoliopsida; Santalales; Ximeniaceae. Gene Ontology annotation, molecular function: nucleic acid binding; zinc ion binding.